Molecule: messenger RNA, 2855 nt
Organism: Micropterus dolomieu (smallmouth bass)
Lineage: Eukaryota; Metazoa; Chordata; Actinopteri; Centrarchiformes; Centrarchidae
Gene: ttll3
Product: tubulin tyrosine ligase-like family, member 3
Exons: 13
Coding region: 143-2632 (829 amino acids)
Biological process (GO): cilium movement; cilium assembly; protein polyglycylation
Cellular component (GO): cilium
Molecular function (GO): protein-glycine ligase activity, initiating
Source: RefSeq, a predicted model, not a curated record
CACCGUUGUUAUGGGAACGGGAGCAUGAAGUAAGCAGGACUGAGUCUAUGGACACAGUGGUCGAGUCACUGGAGAGGUGACAACAUUAGGACUGACCACUGUAUGUUGUUAUCAUCUGAAGGGGAAACUAUAUAAUAAUAACAUGCAGCAAAUGCCAGUGUUACAGUCCGCAGUGGCUCCAGUGGAGGGGAGGUUACGUCGCAUUGUGCCAAGCCUGCCAGCGAUCAAGCCAGACAGGCUCAAAACAGCUAAAAUGAUGGUGGAGAAAGCAGUGAAGUUGAGGAAAGUGUUUUCAGUGCAGGGACCCUAUCCUGUGAUCCGCGCUGCCUUAUGGGCCAGAGGGUGGAUGGAACGCCGUUUGCCCUAUCCUGCCCAGAGAGCACCUCAUUGCCACGGAGAUGAGGAGGAAGGUGGUGAUGAUGGUGAUGGCGGUGCUGAUUUUACUGACAGAGUGGAUGACGGCGAGAAAGAGGAGAACGUUGAUGACAUGUAUGCCCUCAUGUCUCGUCUGGCUCGAAAUGAAACUACAUAUUUCUACUGGACAACACGCCGGGAUUACAUAGACUGCCGCUCCUUACGGCAUGACCAAAUGACCAAUCACUAUGCAAAUUCGGGAACGUUUACUACCAAGGUGGGGCUCUGUGUGAACCUGCGUAACCUUCAGUGGUUUGAUGCAGCAGAUCCUGACACCUUCUUCCCUAGAUGCUACAGGCUUGGAGCAGAGGAUGAAAAGCAUGGAUUCAUAGAGGAUUUCAGGAGGACAGCAUGCACCAGCCUGCUGCAGCAUGUGGUUGAGACAAGUAGAUGGAGGAGAAAAGGGGCAGAGGGCGAACAACAAAAUACCACAAAUGGUGUCUCUGAUGAGCUGGAUAUCUCGGAGCGUCGAUUUGUUGGUCCAGGAAUGAUCGAUCUGGCUUUAAAUGUGUGUCAAGAGUUUCUCAGUGUUUUAGAGCACGGUGACAUUGAUGUGACUGUAGAAACAUCCCCCUCCGUGGAGGAACGGCAGUGGGCAGAGUUUCUGCAAGACUACUACAUGGUUGUGCAUGAAGGUGCCUUGAUUAGGGGUAGCAGAGUGUUUGUGGAGCGCUGCCAGGCCAUGUUAAUCAGACUGCAGGAGGUAUGCCCUCAGCUGGAUACAGAUGGACUAAAAAACAUCUGGAUCAUCAAACCAGGUGCCAAGUCAAGAGGACGAGGUAUUAUGUGUCUGAAUCGCCUGGAUGAGAUUUUGGCACUCGUGGACAGCGACAGAGCCCUGACUAAAGAGAGUAAGUGGGUGGUUCAGAAAUACCUGGAACGUCCUCUGUUGGUCCAUGGCACCAAGUUUGACCUCCGCCAGUGGUUCCUCGUCACCGACUGGAACCCUCUGACUGUCUGGUUCUACAGAGAGUGCUACCUGCGGUUCUCCACUCAGCCCUACUCAACGAAAACUCUGGACAGCUCAGUCCACCUGUGCAACAACUCCAUCCAGAGGCACUUCCAGCCAUCCUGUGACCGCCACCCAGGAGUGCCUGAGGACAAUAUGUGGUCCUGCUCUCAGUUUAGGGCCUUUCUGCAGCGCCAGGGCCAUGGGGCCGAGUGGGAGUCAGUGGUGGUCCCAGGCAUGCAGCAAGCGGUGGUCCGUGCCCUGCAGACAGCCCAGGACCUGGUCGAGCCCCGCAAGGCAAGCUUUGAGCUCUAUGGAGCCGACUUUAUGCUGGGCAGAGAUCUGAGGCCCUGGCUUCUGGAGAUCAAUGCCAGUCCCACUAUGGCCUGUUCCACUGCUGUGACCGCUCGCCUCUGCCCUGCUGUGCAGCUGGACACACUGAGGGUUGUGCUUGACCGACGAACCGAUCCUAGUGCUUACACAGGAGGCUUCCAGCUAAUCUACAAACAGGCUGCUGUUGAAGUUCCUCAGUAUGUGGGAGUGAACCUGCUGGUAGAAGGAGCCCCCAUAAGGCGAUCCAGACCUCCACUCCAUAGACAAACUGUUAUUUCUAACCCAACUCCCACCACCCAGUUCCCAUCACCAGAAGAUGUUCAAACAACACAUAAACCAUCAUGUGAGAAGAUCUCCGCAGUCUCUGCUUUUCGCCGUUCAGGCAAGGAGAACCGAGCUGUUGGAGAGAAAAGUAGGCAGCUGACAUCAACAUCUCCUAAAAGGGAACGUGAGGGGAGAACAGAAGUUCUGAAUACCUCCUGUGUUGGCAGGUCCUGUUCAUCUGAACAGCCUUUGGUGGUACACACUGAACCUCAGAGGAAAGCGCGACGUUUGGGUUUGAGCCUUGGUGCCAAUGGGGCAACUCUGGUCCCAUGGAGCCUUUCCUUUUCCGUCAGUCCACCUCACAGCAUGUCAGAUUGCAAAUCUCUGCCCAACCCAGGCCAUGGCUCACACAACUCCAGAUCCUUCCUUCCUCAGACAGCUUUUGAGCCCCAACACAGGACUUCUACCCGGGUUGUUCCUUCGCUCCAGGGGCCCCUUCCUACCCUGGAGGUCUUUAGCUUGCGACCAAACAUUGUGGCUGGAACCACUGCAUGUUGUAAUCCAAAUUUGUCCUCUCAUCUCAGCGUUCACAGGCAUCAGUUGUUCCUCCGCUCUGAAAAGAAAAGUAUGGCCAAAAAUGAAAGAGAGUGGACAGGGGAACAUAAACACUAGUGGUGUUGAGUGUUAAGAAGAUGAAACGCAAACAGUAGGAAGUGCUGAAGAGGUUUUGUCAGCAACAACAUCGUUAUCAAUUUAUAUUUUAAUGGGUCACAGCCUAAUGAACAGCAUAUUGUCCAUUGCCGGUGGUUAAACAUUUAAGCUCCUAUGUGCAGAAUUUUGAUUUGAUUGUAGCAUCAAUAAAAAUAUUCUGAUCAUCAGAUUUGUAGAAACAUGA